Messenger RNA from Cuscuta campestris, 2440 nucleotides. Lineage: Eukaryota; Viridiplantae; Streptophyta; Magnoliopsida; Solanales; Convolvulaceae. The record is from the annotation of a GenBank genome assembly.
CUCUAAUUAUAUUACCCAAUUAAUUAAUUACGCUAAAAAUGUUUCUAAAUUAAAUUUAGAUUCCUAAAAAAGGCUUCAUUGAAUAGUAUUGGGCCAUAUUCGUGGCAGUGAAGCCCAACUCUGAUAAUCUCAGUUAUUACGAGAUUUGGUAGGAAUGCAAAUCCCAUGGUUUUAAAAAGCUUUCUUUCCAUUCGGUUCUGGACUCCUUCCUUUCUUUUUAUUCCUAAACACAAAUUCACCGUUCUUUCUUUCUUUCAUCCAACCUCCUUCAGAAAAGCUAAAUCCUAAGUUCCUAAGAAUUGGAGUGGUCUAUAGUAACUGUCCUGUGAAUCAAACAAACUUGUUGAUAUACUCAUGCCUGAUCCGGUGGAGAAUCUGUGGCCAUAUCCAAAUGCUUCUAGUUUCAGUGACUGGGAUUCCGGCGAGUCCAAUUCUAUUCCAAGUGGGCAUAGCAAUGUGUACGGGAGUACUCCAGAAGUAUUAGGGCAUGUUUGGCUGCCACCAUCAUCAUCAUCAUCCCGGAAUUACCUUGUAGCGGAUCGGAGGUCAGAAGAAAGAGAGUUUGACUACUCUAAUGGUCUCAUUCAUGAGAACCGUAGCAAUGCUUAUGGCUUUACCCAUCCGAUAGGCAGGGCAGCUAUGCAGCGUUCUAGUCCCAAUAUUUCCCUUGAGAACUCAAAUGUAGCUGGUGGGCCGUAUUGCAAUCUCAGUGGUCCGCACAUCAGCAGAUCAUGCGCGCCUUUGGGCAUUGAUAACGAAGGGACAUCUUCAUAUGAUUCUGGAAGUUUCUUGAGAGACCAUUAUGAUCCGGAUUCUUUUCCAAACACGUGGUGUUUUGCCUGCAAGAGAAAGGCCCUUGAUGUCAGCUCUAGAAAGUCUUUUGCUUGUGGCAGUUCGAGCUCUAACCCCCAAGCUGAGAACACUGCAAAUCACAAUGCCCCUUGUUUCCCUCUAAGCAGCUUUAGUUUGUUUAUGCCCUCCAAUGCCGGUGUCUCAGAACAAGCCAAUUCAAGAAACUCAAGUGGUUCAAGACUAGUAGCAUGCAAUGAAUUCCAACCUUCAAGUGCUCAGAGAACAGCCGAAAGCUCAACAAGAAACUUUGAUAUAAUAGAGAACUUCGGGUUUCAAUUACUACCGGAAAGAACUGCUCUAGGACCUUCUGGCAUUAGCACUCCAUAUGUGUCACAAGGACAUUUUUCUAGUUCUCCAAACUUGUGGGAUUCAUUAUCACUAUCGAUGAACUCGAUCAAUCCCACAAAUCACUAUCCUCCAAUGGAAUCUUCGACGAAUAGUCCCAUGGUGCAUGAUGAAACUGGUUUUGGAGGUUCCUUCACAAACAAUGGUGCAAAUUCUAGGUAUCUCCGUGCUAAUGAGACACGAAAUUCAGCACGUGUUAAUUGGACGCCAGACAUUGCAAGCUCCUCUCAAAACCAUCCUUCAUGUUUUGGAAUUGGUCCCCAAUAUCAUACACAUACACUAUUUCCAUCAACCCGGGAUACUAAUCAGAACCAAGCCAGUACCAGCAGCCAUCAGAGAUUGUCAGAAAUGCCCUGGAAUAUUUCCACACAUGCAGCAUCUGAACCAGGUGGAAGCCGUAUGGGAAGAGGAGUAGGCAAUAAUUUUCAAUGCCAACCAUGGGCUACUACUUCCUCUGAGGAUUCAUUCAGACCAUCACACUGGCUUAGUACUUCCCGUGAGGAUCCAGUGACAUCAUCACAACCUCACAGGAGGGGUAACCACCAACAAUGUUUUUGGCCUCCUGUAACAACGGAGGUUGCAGGUGACAAUCGUGGUGGUACUUGGCGUGCAUUAGGUUCUGAUUUCGAGGGAAGAUACACAAUGGAGUCUGAGAUGCUCCAAGCACUUGAGGCUAUGCGAAGACCUAACAACUUCCCGACUGAGGUUCACCCCGUGUUCAAUUCGUUUAUGAACGAGGUUGCGGAACUGCAUGACAGGCACAGAGAUAUGAGGCUUGAUGUGGACAAUAUGACUUACGAGGAAUUACUGGCAUUGGAAGAACACAUAGGAAAUGUGAAUACAGGAUUGAGUGAGGCCACCAUUCUCAGAGGUAUGAAACGACGGAAAUAUUAUUGUUUCUUUGAAGGAUUAUCAUCAGACCUGGAGCCAUGCUGUAUAUGUCAGGAGGAGUAUAUAAAUGCAGAUGAGAUUGGGACAUUGAAAUGUGGCCAUGACUUCCAUACCAAUUGCAUCAAACAGUGGCUAAUGGUCAAGAAUCUAUGCCCAAUCUGUAAGAUGACAGGUUUGGAUACUUGACAAGCCCCACCCCGAAGGAAGGAGAAAACAAACACCAAAAGAAAAGUGAUAAGAAAACUUUAAGGUAAAUGUAAACUUGUCAAGAGGACGAAGUCUGUAAUAUGCACUUUUCUUACUCUUAUUUAUCAUGAAUGUCAAUGGACCCGGCGCGCUCUGCUUUGGUAUG